AUGAGGCCUGCCGGCGCCGGGCGGGGCCCCUCCGGCAGCGCCUUUGUUUUCCUGCCGCAGUUACGUUUGCGGAAGUGCCGCCCGGGCCCGGGGGGCCCGCUGCAGCCCCCCCAGCGCCCCACGAGGAUGACAAGCGACCCAGAAGCCGGGGGGGAGGGAAGGGGGAGGGCGGGCAAGCCGGGAGCAGAGCCGCCCACGCCCGCCCGCCCCGAGCCGCGGCUCCGAGACCCCCCCAGCAGGUGCGCGUGCGGCAGGGGAGCCCCCGCCCUCCGAGCCGGACGCCCCCGGGGAAAGCUCGGGCCGGGCUGCCGCGCCCCCCUCCCCGGCCGAGCGCCCCCUCCCCGCGCGGGGCCCGGACUCACCUGCUGCGGGCGGCGCCGGCGCUCAGAGGCGCGGGACGCGGGGGGCCUUCUCCCCCCGGCGCGGGGCCGCGGCUCGGGGCGCCGGGGCGGCGGCUGUCGGGGCGGCGCGCGCCAUCGCUGGCGGGCGGGGGCUGCUCGGAGGCUGCGGCGGGCGGGGCGCGGUCGAGAGGCGCGUGCGGAGGGGCGACUCGCAGCGGCCAGCCGGGCGCAGCGCCGGCGCGGACUCCGGCCUCCCUCCUCGCGGCCCGGGGCGCGCAGCUCGCGGCCGGCCGGACCCGCGUCAGGCCCGAGGACCCGCAGCCAGGUGCAGCGCUCCGCCUCCUGCGGCGCCGGCGGAUGCGUCGGGGCCGCUCCUCCCGGCCUCCCGCCCGCCCUGCGCCCCGGAGGACCUCCGGCCCGGUCCUGCGGACGCAGCGCGCGCCGGAGGGGAGGUGCGGCUCGGUCCCCGCACCCGGCUCCCGCGCGGACGGACGGAGAUGGUCGCCGACAGGGAAGCAGCAUCGCCGCCGCUCGCCGGGCGCUCGUGAGGCGCAAACACGCGCUGACGCACGCCCGAGCUCUCGGCGCCGCGCGCCCGACCUUGGCCCCGGCCGACCCGGAGAGGGAGGGGGCCGGAGCCCGGGGCGCACAGCGGGUUCCGGGACUCACCGGGCAGGGACGCAGCGGAGCUACAUCAGCCUCUCCAGGUGGGAAGGGGCCACUGAGUGUCCGGCGCGUCGCCGAGGAGAUCCUGCUGCCGUCGCAGGAGAAGGGCCGUCAUCUGGGGAUGGAAGGAGCCUGAGUCCCCGCGGGUGUUAGGGUACAGCCACCGUUUGGCUUCCUAAACCCCUUGUAUCUUAUUUAAGUUGUUGUGAAUUUGGCAUUUUGCUACACGUGGUUCUUAUAAAGUCCAUAUAAAGCGUAACUGCAGGCUUAGCCUGGCUGGCCUUCCCCCCGACAGAAGGGCUGUCUUACAGACUCUAUGCACAGGCCAAAAGCUCUGCUUUUUCUGUUCCCGUCAUUAUAACAUCACAGAAAGCCCUUUGUAGAAUACACAUCUCUUGGCACUUCAGAAUUUCAUGCGGGGAGCCUCGGAGGGGUCCGAAGCCAGGGCGAUGACCGACAGCAUAUAAAAUGCGUUCAAAGGCCGUGAUCUUCAAGACCCGACUCAGCGUGGGAGACAGUCCUGAAGAACAGCCGGGCUGAGUUAGGGGUAUUCAUAGGAACAAGCAAGUGGCUGGUAUACAGUAACAGGUGAAAAGAAUGUGUAGAAAACGUUCUAAGAAGAAGACCUUGAACAAUUAUUUUUUAAAGAUUUUAUUUAUUUGAGAGAGAAACAGCACGAAAUGGGGGAGGGUC
This is a messenger RNA of Lutra lutra (Eurasian river otter), 1700 nucleotides long. RefSeq names its product translation initiation factor IF-2-like. Lineage: Eukaryota; Metazoa; Chordata; Mammalia; Carnivora; Mustelidae. The transcript has 3 exons. Bases 1 to 1143 code for a protein of 380 amino acids. The record is from RefSeq and is a predicted model, not a curated record.